GAUACAAGAUUGACCAUUCUCAUUUCUAAACCAUCAAAUUGAAUGAGUCGACACAAACACAAGGUCCCCUACAUUUACAACAACCACAUGCAAUUCACUAUCAACAAUACACAAGCACCCCACAAUUGAACUAACUAAACCAAGUUUCUCUUAUCCCUCAUACUAAAAUUUCCAAGAUGACCAAAGUUACCUAAUGCUAAUUGAUGACCUUUGUCUUUGUCACACCAUUAUUGCACUAAACCUGACGCCAGAACAUCAUCAGCAACACCUAUAUCCUUCUUCACGCACUAUUAUCUCUCUCUCUCUCUCUCUCUGUCCCUCUCUUUUUCAUUUCUAUACCUUGACUCAAAACCAAGUCUCUACAAAGAGAAUGGUGACUCCAACACAGAGUUGGAGGCCUCAAAAGCCUACAAUAGUGCUGUUACUUUUAUGCAUUUCACUUGAAUCUUCAGUUGAAGAAGCCAUAACAUCUUCUAAGAAGUUAGACACUGAUAUGAAGUGUGGAUCAUGUCCUUGUGGAAACACCUGCAGUGAGCAACUUCCCCCACCUCCACCACCUCCUUGUUCACCACCACCAUCAUCACCACCACCACCACCUCCGCUGCCACCACCGUCACCAUCACCACCACCACCACCACCACCUCCCAAGUAUCCCUCCUGCCCGGAGAAUUGCAACCCUUUGUUGCCACUAUCACCACCACCACCACCACCACCAAGGUUUAUAUAUGUGCCUGUGCCAGGGCAACCUAAACCUUAUACUUGGGUUUUUUAUUACUCUGGUGCUGAAAAGAGAGUUGUGGGGUUGCUGGUUUUGGCUGCUUUGGGAGCACUUUCAAUGGCAACGGAAAAUUGAUUUUGAUAUGUGAUGCACAAUAAUUCAAAAUUAACCUUAGCUGCAAAAUUUCUACUAGUACUUGCCUGUAUGUUGCUUUUCAGUUUUGCUAUAAUAUGUAUGAUAAUCAUAUUUUGA
Messenger RNA from Gastrolobium bilobum, 970 nucleotides. RefSeq lists its product as uncharacterized. The record is from RefSeq and is a predicted model, not a curated record. NCBI's taxonomy places the organism in Eukaryota, Viridiplantae, Streptophyta, Magnoliopsida, Fabales, Fabaceae. The transcript is spliced from 2 exons. Bases 194 to 853 code for a protein of 219 amino acids.